CCGCGGAGCCGCCCACCGAGGACAAUCGAUUCCGGGCUGGGGUCCUAGGGUGGGGGGAGUGAACAAUGUUGGACUUCGCCAUCUUCGCCGUCACUUUUCUGCUGGUCCUGGUGGGAGCCGUACUCUAUCUCUACCCGGCUUCUAGACAAGCUUCAGGUAUCCCUGGGAUUACUCCAACUGAAGAAAAAGAUGGAAAUCUUCCCGAUAUUGUAAAUAGUGGAAGUUUACAUGAAUUCCUGGUAAAUCUGCAUGAGAGAUAUGGGCCAGUAGUGUCUUUCUGGUUUGGCAGACGCCUGGUGGUUAGUUUGGGCACUAUGGAUGCACUGAGACAACAUAUCAAUCCCAAUAGGACAUCACAUCCUUUUGAAACUAUGCUAAAGUCUUUAUUAAGGUAUCAAUCUGGUCUUGAUGGAGAUGCAGUUGAGAAUCACAUUAGGAAAAAACUCUAUGAAAAUGGUGUGAACAAGUCUCUACAGAGUAAUUUUGCUUUCAUGGUCAAGCUUUCAGAAGAAUUAUUAGGAAAAUGGCUCUCUUACCCAGAAUCUCAGCAUGUGCCUCUUUGCCAACACAUGCUUGGCUAUGCCAUGAAGGCUGUUACACAAAUAGCCAUGGGCAAUAGCUUUGAAGAUGACCAGAAAGUCAUUCACUUUCAGAAGAAUCACAACACAGUGUGGUCUGAGAUUGGGAAGGGUUUCCUAGAUGGCUCACUUGACAAAAGUACAACCCGGAAAAAGCAGUAUGAAGAAGCACUUAUGGAAAUAGAAACAGUUUUUAAAAAAGUCAUAAAAGAACGAAGAGGAAGAAACUUCAGUCAACAUAUCUUUAUAGACUCCUUAUUACAAGGAAACCUGAAUGAGAAGCAGAUCCUAGAAGACAGCAUGAUAUUUUCUCUAGCAGGAUGUGUUAUAACUGCUAAUUUAUGCAUGUGGGCAGUCUAUUUUCUUACCACAUCAGAAGAUGUCCAGAAGAAAUUGCACAAAGAACUAGAUCAAGUUCUUGGGAAAGGUCCAAUUACUCAAGAGAAAAUUGAUCAGCUCAGAUAUUGCCGGCAAGUGCUUUGUGAGACAGUUCGAACAGCUAAAUUAACACCAAUUGCUGCCAAGCUUCAGGACCUAGAGGGAAAAGUUGACCAACAUAUCAUUCCUAGAGAGACCCUGGUUCUUUACGCUCUUGGUGUGGUUCUUCAGGAUCAUUGUGCCUGGCCAUCACCAUACAAGUUUGAUCCAGACCGGUUCAAUGAUGAAUCUGCUAUGAAAAAUCUUUCCUUGCUUGGAUUUUCAGGCACACAAGAGUGCCCUGAGUUGAGAUUUGCCUAUAUGGUGGCCACGGUACUAUUAAGUGUGCUGGUGAGAAAACUGUACUUACAUCCUCUGGAAGGACAAGUUAUUGAGACAAAAUAUGAGCUGGUAACAUCAUCAAAGGAAGAAGCAUGGAUCACUGUUUCUAAAAGAAACUAAAAAUGAAUGUCAAGUUUCAGGAAAGGAAAUGCUUCAGCUCUUCAACAAGGAAAAUUUAUUUGUUUCCCUGAGAAAUGUUAUCCUAAAUCUAUCAUAGGGUUUGGUGUGUUCAGAUCUACUAUUUUCUACAUUCUAAACAUUAUCUUCUUUUUCAUAUUAACAUUCUUUUACUAAAGUGAAUUUAAUACAGAUAUUUCUUAUUUGAAUUACAUUGACUCCAGGACAUGUGAUCUAGAAGUGAAUGCUUUUUGUGCAAGACCAUUUCUAAACAUUGCCUUGUUAGAAUAGACCAGCCAUGAGCAGUGUAUAUUAUGGGUGACUGGCAGCAAGUGCCACUGUCUUAGACAGUAAAAGCUAGUAACUAUAAUUUUCAUUGUUUAAUUUUAAAUUAUCCAUUGUCUUCUAGCUUUUACAUAAAACAUUUACAUUAAAUGGCUCCUAGUUGGAAGGAAUUUUAAUUCUCAGUUGUAUCAUACAUACAUUUUAAAUGAGCAAGGAGAACUAUUUAGAGAAAUCUUGUGGCAAAUCAUUUUAUAAACAAACCUUUUGUAAUAUGAAUUUUACUUAAUCUGUUUUGUAAUUUAGGUUUUUGUAUAAUGUAUUAGAUUUUUUUAAAAGCAGUACAUAUUUGUAACUAUAUUGUACCAAUAUACUGCUCACUUUAAAUGGAUAGCUUAGCUUUAUAUUUUUGAAUCAAUGUUUUCCCAUAUCUCCUCUCUCUUUUCUUUUUUUUUGUGUAACUGAAAUUGUUAUUAUUGAGGGAAAAUUGUUUGGCAAAUUGGAGGAGGCCAAGAUUUGCUGACAUAUCUUGCUAAGAGUUACUUAUGUACUUGAAUACUCUACCUCUCAUUAUGUGUCCUACCUCUUAGCAUGAUACCUAGUUUGCUUUGACAAAUGUACUAUUUUAGUAUAAAAGAGUAGGAAAGAGAAAGGGAGAAUGUCUUCCUUUAAAAAAUGCUCUAGGAAUUCUCUAUAUCUUUCAUUCAAGAUGAAUGAAAGACUAGUUGAAAAAAUACACUCUUGCAUUAUCCCCUAAGAAUUGUCUCAGCAGUAGACAUUCCGUAAAUACUACUGACUAAUGUACUGCAGAUGCAAAGAAUUCUACAGUCCAAAACACUUCCCAAAGGAAAUACUCACUUGAUAGAUAUAUGAGAUAAUAGUCAUCUACCACACACUGGACAAGUAGAAUGCACACAUUAAGGGGACAGAUUUGAUGGAUGUGCGGCAACUCAGGGUCUUAUCACCAAUGUAAUGUUCUGCCAUACAUCUGCAGGUGUAAGGACAUGAGGUAAUUAAGAACACUAAAUAGAAACACUUGUACAUGGUUUACAACAGAGCAAAAGACACAAAAACUGAAUGCAGUGGUUCUCCACCUGGUUAGUUCUGAAGUGACUGUUUUCUUUAGCUAAAGAAUGCCACCUAAUCGUGGUCAUUGUUCAACUAGUGAAAUAGGACAGAUUAGAGAUAGGAUGAUAGAAUUUUUUUCAAAUUGAGUAUGAAUAUCACUUCUUAGAGAAGUUUUUAUUUUGACAUCCACUUAGUUGCUAAGUAUUAGCAUAAGUUUAAAUCUCAGGCCUCCAAGAGAAAUGCUGUAGUGAGGGUCUCAUUCAGACUGUCCCCACCCAAUGCCCUCAUGAUGUGCACUUGGCUUCUUCCAUUUCCUCACUGGAUUACUAAUCACUGCAGGGAGGGAUUAGGCCCUAGUUACCCUUAGGAAACUAAGGUAUUUUUCUUUUUUUCAUGUUGAAGUUUUGCCAAGCCAGAGUAGCAGUGAAGUGCCUUAUUCAUUUGGUAUUGAUGCUCCAGUUGAGUGCAGGAGAAAAACAUUCAAAUUUUGGUCUAACAUGGUAGUUCCAAUGGAUUCCACAGCCCCAAGGGCUAUGUGGUAUAUUCUUAUAAAUAACCUUAAGGAGAGGAAAAAAAGUACUUUAUAAUUUUUCUUAUUUUUUAUUACUAUUUUUUGACUUCUGGUUACAGUUGUGUUUAUGUUUCAGUCCACUGUGCUGUUAUCAGGUUUGUUAAAUUAAAAAUCUACCCCUGUAUUUGCCCUCCUGUUCAUUGAAGUUUAGUUAUAUCCCUAGACAUUCCAUAUUCAUUCCAGUUCUUAGAUGGCCUCAUCAUUUGGAAUGGCUCUGAAUCACUUAGGAAACAAUGCAACUGUUUUUUAAUGUAUUUUAAAUUAACCUGCUUAGGCAGGAGUAUUCUGAUCAGAAUUAGGAUGGAUCCUUAUUUUGUUUCUUAAUUUAUGGUAACUAGCACAAUCCUAUUACCAUGCUAGUCCUCAUUCAUGGGAGAAAUAUGAAAUCCUAAUUUAAUUACCCUUUGAUUUCUUAGCCUAACAAGUUGGUCCUACAUUUCAAAAAUUUUAAAUCUUUUCAGAGCAAUAAGCAUCACCCUUAAAUGAAUGUUUUGUGUUUUUUAUUGUGUAGAUUUAGGCAGUCUUGUAUUUUUUCUGGUUUAUUAUUUAAACAUUUUUCUGAAUAAUUUUUUUAACAUUUAGUAUUAUUUUGUGCAAGAGCAAUAAUACAUUGUACAAACCUAACUGGAGGGAAUGUGCCAAGUGCAGAUAGAGAAUAAAAAGAAGUCUAAUGAUAAAUCUUGCACACAGAUCCAUUUAACAUAAUUCUUUUGUUACUUUAGUUUCAAGGCUGCUACCUCAUUUGUUGAACUGAGUUAUUUUGUAUCUUUGUCUGUUUUUAAUUUUUCUAAUCCAUCUGGAGCUAAAGUUAGGGUUAACAAAGAAAGUCUUUAUUUAACUAGAUGCAGUUUUUAUUCUUAAUAGUUCAAUUUAGGAAAUAAUCCAAAUUCAAGAAUUCCUUUAAAAAAGUACUGCUUUUUAGUUAAUAGAUUCUUUUUAACACCAACAAUCCCUCCCCAGGUUUAGCCCUCUCCCCCAAAGUAUGUUGUUUAAGUUUUUUCCAGAUACUAUUUUUCUGUGUUUAAGAAAAGUUUAUAUUGUUUUCCAAGUGCCUAGAGUGUGUUGGAAGCGGAUGGAAUAGUGACUCUUGUUGGUUCAUUAAACCAAGCCACAACUGAGAGUCAGGUUCAUUGUUAGACAGGAAGAGUUCAUGAGAUAGUAGUCCUACAGAGCACUGUAAACCUGAAAGCACUAUAUAUAAAUGCCAGUUGUUAUAACUUGACCGUUUUCUUUCCACUUGACAGCCAAUCUUUUUGUGCAUAUGGCUUAUAAAUAUUGUUUUCCAAUUGUCAAGAAACAGAUUGGGAAGAGGGAGGGAAAGCCAAUACUGGGGCAAAAAGUCUAUAUGGAAAGGCACAUAAGCAGUCAUCUCAGAGAUGAUAGUCAUUAGGAGGAUGGGAUCUAGUGGACAGGGUCAGAAUGUCCAGUCUGGAAAGGCCCCUAUAGGGCUUUGAGUAGGAUUUCCUAAUUUUGAAUAUUAGGAAAUAGAUCUGGAGUGAUAAAGAGACUUUCUAAGGAUCAGAAUAGAGCAGUUGAGAUAGGCAAGACACAGCUGAUCUGGGGGAUGAAAUAGAGGCCAAUAAAUAGGGUAGGGCAGUGGUUGAUAAUAAAAAAGCUGCAAUAAGUUGGAGAUUAGGCAAUAGGAGAACCAGCCAAAACAAUUCAUUUAUAGGGUUAAAAUGUUUACUUUGGAAUAAAAUAAAAACUUUGUAACUUUCAUGUGCAAAUAUGUUAGAAAUUUUUUAAACAUGGAAUCUCAAAUUAGAAGGGGCUUCAGGGAUUAUUAGUCCAAGCAAUACCUAAACAGAAACCCCUACAGCAAGAUCUCUGACAAAUUUUCAGUCAGCUUUCAUGGAAGACAUAGCUGAUAAUUGCAUUUUGGGCAUCUCUAAUAUUAGAAAGCCUUUUUGUUAAGGUAAAAAUUUGUUCCCUCCUCCCUUCCCCAAAUUCUACCCAUUAUCCCUAGUUAUACUGUUUGAAGCCAAACGUAACAAUCCUAAAUUUUGUUCCUUAAAUACUUAACAACUCUUUUGCCCAUCCCACCCGUGUCCAUCCUAGUUGGAUAUAAGUUCAUCAAUGAUUUUCCUAAAAUGUGGAACCAUAAUACUUAUGAUGUAGUCUCACCAAAACAGAAUACUUGUUUAAAAUUAUUAGAAUUAUAGUAACAAACAUUUGUGUAGAGGUUUAAGAUUUGCAAAGUGCUUUAUAAAUAUUAUCUCAUUUUAUCCUCACAAAAAUCUUGUGAGGUUAGUGUUAUUAUCUUCAUUUCACUGAAUCAGGGGAAACUGUAGUUGAGGGAGGUGAUGUAAUUUGCCCAGGGUCACACAGCAAGUAAAUGUCUAUGGCUGGAUUCUAACUUAGGUCUUCCUAACUAAAAGACCAAGAUUCUUGUCUACUACACCAGAAGGCAUACAUACAGUUUAUAUAGACAUGCCAGAAUACAAAGCCAGGACAAACAUCUGGCCAGUCCUGGACACCAUGCCAGCAUUAAUACAGCCUAAGAUAGUUUUAUGGUUUUUAUCUGCUGACCCAUAUUAACUUCACAGCAUUCUAAAGCCUCCAUAUUGUUGUUCAUCAUUAUUUUAGUUCCCAUUUUUGUUAAAUAUUUUUUAAAAACUAUUAACAGCUUUUUUCUUUUGCCUAUCCCCCACCAAACCUUUCCUUAUAACAAAAACAAACAAGCAUGCAAAAAUGAGACCACUUGACAUAGAGAACAUUCCACACUUAUGUCCUCAACAUCCCCUGUCCCUCCAUCUCCCAAACAGUAAAGUAUGAAAUAAGUUUUCUUUUCUAUUUUCUGUAAUUAGAAUUAGUCCUUGCAUUUCAUCUGAGUUCAGCUACCUUUUAACUUAAUCAUUUAGUUUACUGUAGGCACAGGUUGGUGGUUCACCUUGUUCUUUUCUUAACUGCAUCAGUUCAUGCAAAUCUUUCAGGUUUCUUUACAUUUGUCAGUAUUCAUUGCUUUUUAUAUUUAUAUUUGCAUUCCUAUACUACAUUUAUUUUGCUAUGACCCAAUCAUUGGGGAGCUGCUUUUUGUUUCAAUUUUAUUUUAUUUUAGUUUUUGCCAUAAAAGGAUGAAUAGUUUGACAUAUAUUUCAGUAAUUUUUCUCCCAUAAUUCCAAAUCAUUUUCCACCAACAAUUUGUGUGCUUGUCUUCCCAUAGCUCUUCUAACAUCAAUUAUGGUAUUUCGGUUUUUUUUUAAUAAUCUUUAUCAAUUUACUGAUGUGAGAUAAAAUAUCAGAAAUGUUUUAAUUUGUUUUUCUUUUAUUGGUGGUUUAGAACAGUGUUGAUAAAUUUAUACAGAAAUGGAUCUCUACUGGCACCAUGUUACCUUAGAAACCUUCAAGUCAAUGUUAUGUUGCAUUUUAUUUUGUUUAUUUUAUUAAUAAAUAUUUCCCGAUUGCAUCUUAAUAUGUUUCAGGCAGCUCUUGGGAGUUUUGCAAGCAACUACCUAUAUGGACUGGGAGCUUGACAUCUCUGGGUUGGAACAUUCUUUCAUAUAUUAUUGAUAGAUUUCAUUCCUUGUUUUAAAAACUAUUUACAUCCUUUGACCACUUAUUUGUUAAAGAAUGGCUUUUUGUCUUACAUGUGUUUGUUAAUUCUUCAUAUAGCUUAAAUAUAAAAUUUUUGUCUGA
Monodelphis domestica (gray short-tailed opossum) is the source of this 7011-nucleotide messenger RNA. RefSeq names its product cytochrome P450 family 20 subfamily A member 1 (gene CYP20A1). The record is from RefSeq and is a predicted model, not a curated record. Gene Ontology annotation, molecular function: monooxygenase activity; heme binding; iron ion binding. NCBI's taxonomy places the organism in Eukaryota, Metazoa, Chordata, Mammalia, Didelphimorphia, Didelphidae. Gene Ontology annotation, cellular component: membrane.